CGCUCGCGACGUUACGCACAUAAAUGCCGCGCGCGGCAAAAAAAAAUAAACAAUAAACACGCGUUCCAAAUACGAAAUAGUUUCCUAAAAAAAUUGUACGUUCCUCCUUUUUGUUUGUUUUUUUUUGGGAUAAAUUCUAAAAACCUCCUUUUUAUUAUAAUGCAAUAAGUAAAUAAAAAAGGCAUUUUUGUAUAGUGAUCAAGAAUUUUGUUGUAAAUAAAGUGAAAAUGGCGAGUGCACUGACCAUGUUCACUGGAUUGGGUCGAAAAAUAAGCGGCAAGGAUACCCAGGAAUGCAGAACACUACAAGUGGACAUGCCAGCGAGGAGUUCCGUGGACAUCGAGUUCAAUAAUAUUACCCUCAAAGUGUCAGAAGGGCUGAGAUCGAAAAAGAAAACCAUUUUGAGAAGUCUUUCUGGGCUGUUCCGGUCUGGAGAGCUUACGGCCAUCAUGGGCCCCUCUGGAGCCGGGAAAUCAUCCCUGAUGAACGCCCUCACAGCAUUCUCGACAACUGGUGUGAGCGGCACAAUCCGCGCAGGCGACAGCGUCUGCGAGCUGGGCAAGCGCGACCGCUCGCUGAGCUCGCUCAAAGCAUACCGGAAGAAAUCCUGCUACAUCCUGCAGGACGAAAGGCUUAACCCGCUGUUCACAGUCAAGGAACUAAUGCGAUUCGCGGCCGACAUGAAACUCGGGAACACUUUGCCGGAGAAACUUAAGCUGUCAGUGAUAUCCGAGGUGCUGGAAACGCUAGGGUUGACAGGUUCGGAGAACACUCGGUGCGGACACCUGUCUGGUGGCCAGAAGAAGAGACUCUCCAUCGCCGUAGAACUUAUAGAUAAUCCACCAGUCGUAUUCCUGGAUGAACCGACCACGGGCUUGGACAGCUCAACAUCAGUGCAAUGCAUCGAGAUGCUGAAGAAACUGGCGCGAGGCGGUAGAACUAUAGUAUGCACCAUCCACCAACCCACCGCAUCUGUCUAUUCUAUGUUCGAUCAAGUAUACAUAUUGGCAGAAGGCUUAUGCAUAUACCAUGGGAGUAGUGCCAACACUGUUCCGUACCUCGCGUCCAUCGGCCUUCAGUGUCCAAAGUACCACAAUCCCGCCGACUAUAUUUUAGAAAUAGCCAAUGGUGAAUAUGGCAAGUUCAACGAUGUGCUCGCCGAGAGAUGUACGAUGCAAGGAAAGGAGCAGAAGAGUCUACCGCAGCCUCUGGUCAGCGCCGAUAAGGAAGAGAUGUCCUGUGGGAAGAUCUCCAUAGUUAUCAAACCGCCACACGAGCUGUACAAGUUCGGAGUGCUAUUCAGGAGAUGCAUCAUACAACAGUAUAGAGAUUGGACAGUUACCCAUCUAAAAGUAUUGCUACACAUAGCGAUCGGCAUAAUGCUGGGAUUACUGUUCGAGAAGGCCGGCAACGACGGCUCAAAGACGAUCAGCAACCUGGGCUACCUGAUCGUGUCCAUCGCGUACCUGUGCUACACCUCGCUCAUGCCGGCCGUCCUCAGGUUUCCCUCCGAGCUGUUGGUGCUUAAGAAAGAGAACUUUAACAACUGGUACAAUUUGAAAACGUAUUAUGCGGCAGUACUCGUCACCGGUAUACCAUUGCAGAUAUGGUACAGUUUCGUUUACUCGGCGCCCUCGUACUUCUUGUCGGGACAGCCGCUGGAAAUAUCCCGGUUCUUCAUGUUCGUGAUGGUGCUAGCCAACGUCACCUUGAUAGCCGACGCAAUUGGCAACGUCAUCGGUACCUGUGUCAAUCCUAUCAACGGCACAUUCUUGGGCGCGAUCACGACAUGCGCGAUGAUCGCAUUCGCCGGGUUCCUGGUGCUGUUCGCGCACAUGAGCCCGGGCAUGCGCACCAUAUCGCAUGUGUCCUUCAUGCGGUACGCGUUCGAGGCCAUCGUGCUCAGCGUCUAUUCCGACGGCCGCCAGCCGUUGCCUUGCCCGGAGACGAAGCUUUACUGUCACUCGCGGUAUCCUUCAGAACUACUCAAACAAUUCAGCUUCAGUAGCGAGAACUACUGGCCGAACAUCGGUGUGUUAUUAACAGAAAUCGUAAUUAUAAGAAUAAUCGCUUACUUCACAUUAAGUAGGACAGUCAGGACAUCUAACUGACGCGCGCCGUGAUUUUGUACAUAUUUUAUGUUAGUUAGUUAAUAAAUAGUUAGAUUCACCAACUCCUGUGACGGUCCUGAAUUAGGAAUUAUUAAAAUAUAUUCUGUGUGAGAUUGACAUUAUUUUGAUUUACUUUUGACGUAAGUUUGUAUUUUAGUGGAAUAGGUGUAUCGAGUGUCAGUGUGUAAAUAUAUUGAUCCUCAUUUUUUCCAAUAUUGGAUAUCCCCAAAGAGCGCUUUUGUUUAUCCCAAAUAUUGGAAAUGCAAAAAAUCUAAAAUAAUCACUCUGUCAUUAUUAAUGCGAAUAAUAUGCCUUCUAUUAUUUCCUAUUUUUAUUUAGGUACUUACUUUAAAGUCUGUCAUCUCUUUAUGGUUCAUUAAAAAUGUAGUAAAGUUACUCUAACUAUCACAAUCGUGUGAUAGGUAGAAUAUAAUAUGACAUUGUGUAAAUUUUUUACUAAAAAAAAACACACUCUGCAGCUCUCCUUAUUGAGAAUUAAUAAAAUGUUGACGUGCCCCCGUGAUUUUAAAUGGUGUUGGAACGUGAAUUUAUAUAUUACAUAGAUAGUAGUUAAGUGGAAAAGUGAAUGUAAGACUUAUUUAUUUAAGUAAAUAAAUUCAGCUAGUUAGCUUAAGCAUCUGUAUAGUUUAUAAGACAAUUCAUAAUAAUAAAAUUAUUCAGGCAACUUUGGUAGGUUAUUCAGGUGAAAAUGGCUCCAGUAUUUACCCCCUUUUUUAUAUCGACUUUAAGCAUUCCAAAUGAUAGUUUUUUUUUAUAUAGUACUAGUUGACCACGCGUACUUCGUACGGGUUAAAAUAAUUUGGAAGAAAUGACGGACCCGAGUCUGACCGUAUCAAAAGGGACGCACGUUAAAUGUUGGACAGGAAAGAAGAUAGAACAGUUUAUAUGGGAAAAUUAAAUUGACGUUUUUACUAUCUUCCUCCUUCUGGACUUUCCUUAUUUUCUUUUAUAUUGACUUUUUACUGAGUUUGUUAAUGAUAUGUUUGAAGUAAGGAAAUCAGGCAUCGUGUAACUUGUCCGUAGUAUGAGCACAUAAGUAAAAAUCCUCUUGAGUUCAUGACAGCUCUGAUUGUAAGGCUAAGAGCACAAUAAUGGCGAUGAGCUUCGUGCUAAGCUUGGAUAUAUUCUAUCUAAGUUCUUAGCUUAGCCACCUCAACAUAUCUGUAAAAUUUAAAUUCACCCCAAUGUAUUCACUGAUGAAACGAUGAAGAUGAUCUUUUUACUUGCAAGUUUAAAUCCUUGCAUGUGAAUAUAGGAGUAAAUGUGUCAUACACUAACAAUUUUUAAAAGUUUAUAAGUGACAUUUUAUAGUUUUAGGUACAUUACUAUUAGUAAUUCCCGAGCCUUUUUAAUUUCAUAUGUAUGUAAGUUUACCUACCAUCAAAUAACUAGCCCUUACACCACCAAAUGAUAGAAAUGACAUGAUUGCACAAAGUCUUGUGUAUUCUCUAAAGCAUACAAAGUUUAUAUGCAAAAUAACUAAAUACCUACCAACCAGACAUAGUCUGAGAAAUUUCUUGCCAAGUUACCGAAAUCUAUAUUUUUGUUAUCUAGGUUGUUAUAUGUUGAAUUAUGAUAUAAACAAUAUUAUUUUGUGUAAUCUGUGAUACAA
Molecule: messenger RNA, 3744 nt
Organism: Chilo suppressalis (striped riceborer)
Lineage: Eukaryota; Metazoa; Arthropoda; Insecta; Lepidoptera; Crambidae
Source: the annotation of a GenBank genome assembly